UGUCAAUGCUUUGUCGAUGGGUGCUCGGCCCAGAACGGCAACGCAGUGAUAAAUAAUUCCAUGGUAAUGAUCUGUGGGUAAUUCGCUUCGAAGAAACAGGAAGGUUUCAGUCAGAUGUUGGACAGCGCUUGCUGAAACUGGUUGAAAGUGGUUAGUUUCGGAAAGUUCUUUGUUUGUCGAGAUUUUUUACCACGAAUUGUCGGAGUGUCUCAGUCUCCGCCGGUUCGCACAGCGUAGAGGAUCAGCAAAGAGUUACGAUGACGUCAGAGACGAAAGGUAGUCCCGUGCUGCAGUACGUAGCCGCAGUGACAGGCACUCUCGCCAUCGUCACCGAUGGCAUGCACUACGGCUGGUCCUCCCCCAGCGUGCCCCAGCUCAAAAACAACUCCACCUGCACCCUCUGCAUCGACGAGAGCCAGGGCUCCACCCUGGCCGUCAUGCCGCUCAUCGGCGCCGUCGCCGGCUCCCUCACCGCCGCCACCAUCGUGGACUACCUCGGCCGCAAACGCACCAUCCUCGCCACCGCCAUGCCUUUCUUCCUCGCCUGGAUCAUGGUCGCCUUCGCCAACUCCAUCCUCGUCCUGUACAUCGCCCGCUUCGUCGCCGGCGUCGCCGACGGGUUCACCUUCACGGUCGUACCCAUGUACAUCGGGGAGAUCGCCGACGCCAAAGUCAGAGGACUGUUAGGCUCCAGUUGUUCCGUCAUGUGGAUCGCCGGCUUCCUCAUAAUCAAUGUGAUAGGGUCGUACCUCAGUAUUAAAACCACUGCCUUGGUAUCGUCCGUAGUACCUGCAGCGCUCUUCGUCACGUUCCUCUGGAUGCCCGAAAGCCCGUACUAUUUGCUCAUGCGGGAUAAGCCAGAGGCGGCGCGGAGGGCUCUCGAAAGACUGAAAAGCACGACGAAGGUGGAUGAUGACCUGAAUAGGAUUAAAGGGGCCAUUCAGGCGGAACAGAAGACGAAGAACGGGAGGUUUUUGGAUUUGUUUACGGUGAAGAGCAACAGGAAGGCUGUGUUUAUUAUUGGUGGUCUGCGCGGGUUCCAGCAGCUCGCCGGUACUACCGCUAUAGCUUUUUAUACGCAUGAGAUUUUUGGGGCUGCUGGGGAUCACAUUUCGGCUCAUUACGCUGUGAUGAUUUACUAUUCCGUCCAGCUGGUACUCACUAUAGUGUCUUCGGGGAUAGUGGACAGGGCCGGACGGAGGCCUCUUCUUUUGAUUUCGAUGGCAGGGUCGGCGUUGGCUCUUUUCGUCGAAGGUACUUACUUCUAUAUCUUGAACGAAACGUCGAUUGAUACUAGUUCGUUCUCGAUAGUUGCUGUGAUCGGCCUUAUUGCCUUUGUAACGAUUUUUAGUUUAGGGAUGCAGUCGAUUCCGAUUUGUAUGUUAGGGGAGUUGUUCCCGACUAAUGUUAAAGCGUUCGCUUUAUGUUUGGCUGAUGUAUACUUUAGUGUAAUGGCCACGGCAGCCUCCAAGUACUUACAGAUAACGAAAGUCGAGUAUGGGUUACAUGUUUCGUUCUACGGCUUCUUCGUAUGUUCGAUCCUCGGCUUGAUUUUUAUUUAUUUCUUCGUGCCUGAAACGAAAGGGAAGACACUGGAGGAUAUCCAGAAGAAGCUAAAAGGAGAAGUGGAAGAGUGCAACGGCAACGUCGUCGACGAAGAGAAAGUUAGUCUGAAAGCCUGAUUUUACGUACUUUAUGUAUUUUAUUUUAAAUAAAGAUAUUUUUGUGGAAAA
Molecule: messenger RNA, 1733 nt
Organism: Zophobas morio
Lineage: Eukaryota; Metazoa; Arthropoda; Insecta; Coleoptera; Tenebrionidae
Product: facilitated trehalose transporter Tret1-like
Exons: 3
Coding region: 258-1682 (474 amino acids)
Biological process (GO): transmembrane transport; carbohydrate transport
Cellular component (GO): membrane
Molecular function (GO): sugar transmembrane transporter activity
Source: RefSeq, a predicted model, not a curated record